Molecule: messenger RNA, 936 nt
Organism: Annulohypoxylon maeteangense
Lineage: Eukaryota; Fungi; Ascomycota; Sordariomycetes; Xylariales; Hypoxylaceae
Exons: 3
Coding region: 238-597 (119 amino acids)
Source: RefSeq, a predicted model, not a curated record
GAUGUGCCUAAUGGUGUGAUGUACCUUAUGAUUUGAAUGAGGUAUGCAACUACCUAGUAGGUAAUAAGGAACCCCCACACCACACUUUAACAUAAUAAAUAUCGGGUCACCUAGUACUAGAGUAAUUUUGUCGUCGACAACAAUUUAGCAACCCGAAGAUUUAGCCACAACAUAGCCACGACAAAGCUACGACACGCGAUAAAUACACACAUCUACAAUCAAACAACCACAAGUAAAAUGGCGGAUGACAAUAGCAAGCCUGCAAUUGACGAGACUCCUAUCUCUCCAAUCCGCCCUAAUAACGAGCGGAGGAACUCGCUCGAACAACACCUAAAGCAACGCCCCGAUCGGUCGGAACUUGUUGAGAAGAACAUCUUGCCUGCUUCAACUGCUGCUCCUAGCCUACAGGAAAAGCAGAAAGAGCUCGAGAGACAUAUGCGUGCCGACUCGCUCAACGAGAAGAUUUCUCACCGACCGCCUCCUGAGAAGCUCAUCCAAGAGGGUAUCCUCCACAAGGACGAGGACCCUCGAUCAGCCGAGGAGAAGUAUGAGGAAGCCAUCGAGGAAGAAUAUGCCAAGAGGGAGGGCGGCGCCUGAGCGGAUUGGCUGAAUCAAUCACAUGGACGGGGCAAUGUUUUGAAUUAUCAUUUGACUAUCUACCCAGGUAUGUCAUACAUUGUCAUACUUGCCAUACUUAUACGUGCCUAUGCCUAUUGAAGAGGGGGACGGAUUAUAAAAUGUAUAGGUACUGGGGGUAGGUACAUGAUAUCCUACCCUGGGUACCUACUAGUAUCAAUGUGUCAUAACUUGGAACCAUUCUCUGUUGUUCUCUUCUGACCGAGGCGGGAAUUCGACGACUUGUGGGUAUACGCCCUCAUAGAACAUAAAACCACCAAUGAUGAUGGCUUUUCGGGAAUUUACUACUGUAAUGUGCCC